Messenger RNA from Plasmopara halstedii, 327 nucleotides. RefSeq lists its product as uncharacterized. The record is from RefSeq and is a predicted model, not a curated record. The transcript is spliced from 2 exons. Lineage: Eukaryota; Oomycota; Peronosporomycetes; Peronosporales; Peronosporaceae. Bases 1 to 327 code for a protein of 108 amino acids.
AUGCAGGUAUGUCAGAAUCUCUCGUCAACUUCUCUGGGUGUUGAAAAAGCUAUCCUGAUUCCGAUUCGUCGGGUUUUGCAGCCGCAGCAGAUAAAGCUCACAAGAGCCAGACACAAAAGCGCCGACCUUGGCCGGUUGGCUUGGUUAAAGCGGAGUUCCGGUUCCAUUCGGACAGAUAGUGGGCCGCGACACACCCAGACUAAAAUGCGUGUAUCUGCUGAAUUUAAUGGUAUACCCUCACUUCUAGGACCAUUGGCGUUCAAAGUUCCAAUGGCGAGCGAUCUGGAUCACAGGCUAUUCUGCGGAACAUCCUUGUUCCAAAGCUAA